GAGAGAGAGAGAGCCGAGGAAGGAGUGUGUCGUUAGCUACCCGCGACUUGUCACAAAGUUGUGAACUUAUUGCUUUUCAAUACCGCCACUUUGUCCGCGUUUAUCUGGAUGUCCUUUCCGCUGAAGCCCGGAGAGACAGUGUGCCGCGGACGCUGGCGGUCCGACUGAUUGAGUUAACAGGGGUUUGAAUGGCGGGGGUUUAUCUUACUUCGCCUAACGUAAUUGCCCCGCGAGAAAGUAAGCUUUCUGCCCCAGAGGUUUAGCUAGGCUGAGCUGUGAACUUAAGAGCAAGAAGGGUUUUAUCUGUUUGAGGUGACGGUACUUUUCUUUUGUCUUUAUUUGAACCCUCUCCGGAUCCUGUCAUGACGCCCGACCUCCUGAACUUCAAGAAGGGAUGGAUGUCCAAACUGGACGCGAGUGGAGAGUGGAAGAAGCAUUGGUUUGUACUGACCGAUGCUGGACUGAAGUACUACAGGGACUCAAGUGCAGAGGAGAAAGAUGACUUGGACGGGGAGAUUGACCUAAAAUCCUGUGUGAAGGUGUCCGAGUUCGAUGUGGAGAAGAACUAUGGGUUUCAGAUACAGACACGGGAGGCCGCGUUCACACUGUCCGCCAUGACGGCUGGAAUUAGGCGGAACUGGAUAGAGGUUUUGAAGAAGAGUGUCCGGCCCAGCAGCUCUCCAGACCUCACGCAAUUACCUGACAGCAGCAGUGACAAGGAAAACUCCCAUUCUCGCUUCCUGCUGUCUUCCCGUCGCCCAUCAUCACGCCAUGCCGACGUUCAGUCAGAUGUUCCAACCUCUGCCCCUCCUACCCAGCGUAGGUUUGACUAUGUCGAGCUGUCUCCUGUUCCCGCCUCGUCCAACCCUCUCCCGGCCAGUGAGAGACAAGAGGGAGAGGGCCAGGGGAAGGAGCACAGCCAAUGGCAGGAAGAGAGGAACACGAGCAGCCAGUGGGAGGCUGUGCUGUCCAGGAAGGGCACCGGCGUGGGGUCGAACCAAAGGCUACGUACGGAGGAUGAAAUAGAGAAAAAGUGGGCCGAGUUUGAACGCAUGCCGUUAAAGGAGAUGAGCUCCUUGCCGCCAAUGGGAUCACGGUCUUCCAGCCAGUCAGCCAAUGAGGCGCUGCAGAGGGAGGUGGCGUCACUGAGGCAGCAGCUGGAGCAACUACAAGGAGGCAGAGGAGGGGGAGGGGGAGGCAGAGGAGGGGGAGGGGGAGGGAGGGACGGAAGAGGUGUGAGGGGUGGCUGUGGCCCCGAGGCCCCCUGCGGCCGCAGCCUGGCAGCCAUGGAGCGUGCUCAUCGGCAGGCGCUGGAGGAGCUGCAGAGGCAGCACGACCGGCAGAUAAAGGAGCUGGAGACCGACAGGGACAGGCUGCUGCUGGAGGAGGCCCAGGACACAGCACGAGUAAUGGAGGCUUUGAAGAAGAAACACAAAGAGGAGCUGGAGAGAGAGGUGGAGAAAGUCAAGAGGCUAAGCAGUGGGGAUUCACAGACUUUACGGGUCCAACAACAGGCAGAAAGUCAGGCCUUUCAGAGGGAGCUGGCCGGACUGUCCGAGCGCUACUCUCAGAAGUGUCUGGAGCUGAACCGAGCUGAGCAGAACAACGCUGAGAGAGAGAGGGAGAUCAGCCGCAAGGAGAGAGAUAUGGAGCAGCUGAGGAAAGAGAACCAGGACUUAAGGGCCCGUUUGAAGGAGGAGAUCGGUCGCAUGCGAUCUACCACCGGAAAUCACGGCUCAGAGGACAACAGAGACGGGACGCCUUGUGAACUAGAGGUUCUUCUCAGGGUGAAAGAAAAUGAGAUAGAGUACCUUCACAAGGAGAUCAGCUGUCUAAGGAACGAACUGCAGUUUCUAAACACGGAGAAACGGCUGGCCUGUGAACGAUGUACGGAGAUGCGCGAGGAGCUGAGUGGGAUGAAGGGCCGGAGCGAGCGAGAGAUCCAGAGUCUAAAGGAGCACCUGAGGCUGGCCAUGGCUGCUCUGCAGGAGGGGCAGAAGCUGGGUAACAGCCUAGACCACUGAGGGCGUGCUGCUGGUACCACUGCGCUUUGGCAGACACAGAGACAGGUGACUGAAUCAAAGAGGUAUACAGAAAAGCAGAGGAGAUGAUUGUUGGACUUGUACAGUUCCGGCUGUGUGGGGAACAUGAUAGUGCCUUAGUUUUCAAUCAUUCUGCCAAUGAGCAGUAUAGAGUAGCUAUUAGCUGGUUUCAUUACACUGGGCCACACGUGAUAUAUAAAACUGCACUUUUCUUUUUUUUUUUUUAUAGCUUUCGCUUGCUUUUAGUGCAAGCAUGUAUGAGUGCGCAUUUGGUCUGAAAACUGGAAUAUUUGUUGAGUGACAUGUUUUUUUUUAAAUCAGGUAAUGUAGAGGUCAUAGAGUGAAGAGUUCAUACUGUAUCAGCUUUUCUUGUUGGAUAAUCUUCUCAUUGCCUCUGUGUCUUCUUGCGUGAGACAGCAGGGGUCAACACAGUUACAUAAGAGCUACUGUCAUCUCCGUUUUCUAUGUUGUACAGCUUUUGAGUCGUGUUUACUUUGUGAAAAUGGCACACGUUUCUUUAGAAAUGGGAGCUUAUCAUUUGCUGUAAUUAUUGUUUUUUUUUUACCUGGAAACAAGUAAGCUUAAGUAGUAUUGUGUUUGUGAAUAUGAAAUUCAGAAAUAUAUUGGGAUUAAUACAGGACAAGACAGCAAACGUUUCUUAUUCCUGGCAGGCUGAAUUGGAAGUUGAUCUAUGACUAUAUGGUAGCAAAUUCAGGCUCAACUUUCUUUGGGGAUGCUUGUAAAAGCUGUUGAAUGAAUGUUAUCCCACAUCACACAUGUUGUCAUUUUUAAACGUGAGAAGCAGGAACUCUCAAGCUUCCAGUCUCCCCUGAUCAUUGGCAUUUGUGUGCCGCCACCACCACAACAAAUGACAGGUGUUGCAUCGAUGAGCCAAUUUUUUUUUUUUAUGGAAAGUAUGAAUUGUGAUAAAAUAUCUACCUGCCUUUUGAAAAUAUUUUCAUAUUUAAUGUAUUGUAGAGCCUGUAUCAUCUUUGUAAAUUAUACACAAUUUUUGCAAUCAAUAAAAUAAGU
Messenger RNA from Morone saxatilis (striped sea-bass), 3074 nucleotides. RefSeq names its product TRIO and F-actin binding protein b (gene triobpb). Gene Ontology annotation, molecular function: actin filament binding. Gene Ontology annotation, cellular component: actin cytoskeleton. The record is from RefSeq and is a predicted model, not a curated record. Gene Ontology annotation, biological process: positive regulation of substrate adhesion-dependent cell spreading; actin filament organization. The coding region runs from base 363 to 2024 and encodes 553 amino acids. The transcript is spliced from 14 exons. Lineage: Eukaryota; Metazoa; Chordata; Actinopteri; Moronidae.